CUUGUCUCCUUGGGGGAAAUGGCCCCGCCGAUCUUUUCUUCCAUCCCCGCCAUCUCUUUCUUUCACAACAUACUCUUUACAACACAGACAGCAAGGAAGAGAAACAUAAAAUACAAUAACGAGCACUGUUACAACACACCGGUUUACCACGCCAAAUCAAUCAAUACCGAAACAAUGUCCACCCCCCUCCGCGCCGUCUACACCUCCCCGCAAUCCACCCACUCCUUCCAACACACCAUCACAGCGCCGCUCCCCCUCUCCGACACCCCGUCUCCAGAGAACGUCAAGACCAAAGUGGCAUAUCUGUCAGAACUGCGAAAGCUGGUCCCCGCCCUGCAAGACGACAUGAACGUGUUCCUGACCGCGCAGAUGGAGGAGGAGAAAAAGGCCGCCGAAGCCGAGGGUCGCAAGGUGUCGGACAAGGAGGCAAAGGAGGAGGAGACCUACGGCGAGGAGGUCGUGGAAGAUGAGGAAUGAGUUCGAUGAUUUCUACACGAUACGAUACGAUACAGCGGGGAUCGACUACGACUACGACCGCUGGUCUACGAUGAAACGGGCCACGCACGAUAGCGAGAACGAUGUUAAUAUAUAUUAGAUGAGAGAGUCCCGGGGUAUCAAAGCAGAAGAACUCAUGCGCCACUCCAUGGCUGGGAAUGCAUCGAUCGCGAUCGUACAGAGGGUUGACACAGAAAUAACGAAAAGAGAGAAAGAAAGAAACGAUCAAAAAGAAAAGAAAAGAAGAGAAAAGGAAAAAAAAAUAUAACAAAAACCACAAGAAUCGACGCCGUCCACAAAUCCUAUAUUUCUAUUCG
This is a messenger RNA of Aspergillus candidus, 812 nucleotides long. RefSeq lists its product as uncharacterized. The record is from RefSeq and is a predicted model, not a curated record. NCBI's taxonomy places the organism in Eukaryota, Fungi, Ascomycota, Eurotiomycetes, Eurotiales, Aspergillaceae. The coding region runs from base 19 to 477 and encodes 152 amino acids. The transcript has a single exon.